Messenger RNA from Salvia miltiorrhiza (redroot sage), 764 nucleotides. RefSeq names its product zinc finger BED domain-containing protein RICESLEEPER 2-like. Lineage: Eukaryota; Viridiplantae; Streptophyta; Magnoliopsida; Lamiales; Lamiaceae. Bases 41 to 751 code for a protein of 236 amino acids. The record is from RefSeq and is a predicted model, not a curated record. The transcript has 2 exons. Gene Ontology annotation, molecular function: DNA binding; protein dimerization activity.
UGAGAGUUUAGAUAAAGAUUCAGGUACCACAGCUACAUUUAUGGAAAAAAUGCUUGAAAAGAUGAAGUUGAAGUUUGAUAAGUAUUGGGGAUCUUGUAAUUUAUUGAUUUCUAUAGCGGCUGUUUUAGAUCCUAGAAACAAAAUGAAGUAUAUUGAGUGGUGUGCUGACAAUUGCUAUUCUGGCGUGGAAGGGAUUGAACUUAAAGUAACAGUUUUUGAGACAUUGCGAAACUUGUAUGCUGAAUAUGUAGAGGCUUAUAGAGUUAGUACUAGUACUACUAAUAUUGUGAGAAAUGCUAGUGAUGCUCAAACAGGAAGUUCUAGCAAUGUUAGUGGUGUUAGUAGUGUGAAAUCUUGUACAAGUAGAAGCCAAAGCAAAUAUGAAAGCUUUAGGAAAACUGUUACUAGUGUUGAUCAAAUGAAGUCGGACUUUGAUUUGUACUUUGAGGAGGCAGUUGAAGAAUGGAAUGAGCCGACUCAGUUUGAUGCAAUUGGAUGGUGGAAGAUGCAUAGGAUAAAGUAUAAGAUCCUAUCAAAGAUGGCUUGUGAUGUGCUAUCAAUUCCCAUAACCACAGUAGCUUCAGAGUCUGCCUUUAGUGCUGGUGGUAGAGUUAUUGAUCCACAUCGUGCCUCUUUAGGAGUGGAUACUGUGCAAAUGCUACUUUGUGCCGAAGAUUGGCUACGAGCUCGCUACGAGAUCAAGGGAAAAGCCAAGGACAAAGAGAAUACCAAAGAGAUCACUUUCACUUAAGCAUGUCAUCAAU